Molecule: messenger RNA, 6046 nt
Organism: Nothobranchius furzeri (turquoise killifish)
Lineage: Eukaryota; Metazoa; Chordata; Actinopteri; Cyprinodontiformes; Nothobranchiidae
Product: pre-B-cell leukemia transcription factor 1
Biological process (GO): animal organ morphogenesis; regulation of transcription by RNA polymerase II; brain development
Cellular component (GO): nucleus
Molecular function (GO): RNA polymerase II cis-regulatory region sequence-specific DNA binding; DNA-binding transcription factor activity, RNA polymerase II-specific
Source: RefSeq, a predicted model, not a curated record
UUUGCUGCCGCCUUCCAAUCCUGCUCUGGAUAUGAAAUAAAGCAAGAGGAUGGACUGAGUCAAGUAAAUUCCUUUUUAUUUCUCACCGUCACUUUUUUUUCCAAUUAAAAAAAAAGAGGGACAGUGUUUUUGGACCUGUGCGUGCCCGUCAGUAGUUGAGAACAGCUGUCGUUCCGGUCCGAACCCACAGCCCACUCCAGAAGCGCUUCAGAUCACAUUUCUGCUCCGACCAGCUGAGCUGAAGCGGCUCUUCUCCGCAGCCAGUUUUUUGUUUUUCUGUUCGGUGAGAGCCUCUGAACGCUCCCGCGAAGAAAAAUACACCAGAAAUUAAAAAAAAAUAAUUUUUUUAAACAAAAACACAGCGCAAAUUUCGGGAUUUCCUUCCUUUCCGUGCUCCAUUUUUCUGCUUCUUUUUUUAUUGUAUGUAUUUUUGCAGGAUUUUAGCAGCAAAGCCGCCACAGAGAUUUAGAUAAGACUCGCAGGGUGUCAGAAGAAAUGGACGAGCAGCCGAGGCUGAUGCACUCUCACACGGGGGUGGGCAUGGCGGGGCACCCCGGUCUGCCGCAGCACAUGCAGGACGGCACCGGAGGCUCGGACGGAGACGGCAGGAAGCAGGACAUCGGAGACAUUCUGCAGCAAAUCAUGACCAUCACGGACCAGAGUCUGGACGAAGCUCAGGCCAGGAAACACGCUCUGAACUGUCACAGAAUGAAGCCAGCUCUUUUCAACGUCCUGUGUGAAAUCAAAGAAAAGACAGUGCUGAGCAUCCGUGGAGCCCAGGAGGAAGAGCCUCCAGACCCCCAGCUCAUGCGGCUGGACAACAUGCUGCUGGCAGAGGGAGUGUCCGGUCCUGAGAAAGGUGGGGGCUCUGCAGCCGCCGCGGCCGCUGCAGCUGCCUCGGGCGGUGCCGGGGCCGAUAACUCGGCGGAGCACUCGGACUACAGGGCCAAGCUUUCCCAGAUCAGACAGAUCUACCACACAGAACUGGAAAAGUAUGAACAGGCUUGUAACGAGUUCACGACCCAUGUGAUGAACCUGUUGCGGGAGCAGUCGCGCACGCGGCCCAUUUCACCCAAGGAGAUAGAGCGCAUGGUGAGCAUCAUCCACCGCAAGUUCAGCUCCAUCCAGAUGCAGCUCAAACAGAGCACCUGUGAAGCCGUUAUGAUACUCCGCUCCCGCUUCCUCGAUGCCAGACGGAAAAGACGAAACUUCAACAAGCAGGCGACAGAAAUCCUGAAUGAGUAUUUCUACUCCCACCUCAGCAACCCCUACCCCAGCGAGGAGGCAAAGGAGGAGCUGGCAAAGAAGUGUGCCAUCACAGUGGCUCAGGUUUCCAACUGGUUUGGGAAUAAAAGAAUCAGAUACAAGAAAAACAUUGGUUCUGCUGGCUCUUUUAACAUGUCAAACUCCGGGGACUUGUUCAUGAGCGUUCAGUCUCUCAAUGGGGACUCGUACCAGGGGGCUCAGGUGGGAGCCAAUGUGCAGUCGCAGGUGGAUACUCUUCGCCAUGUUAUCAGUCAGACAGGCGGAUAUAGUGAAGGACUCACAGCCAACCAGAUGUACAGUCCACAGGGCAUCAAUGCAAACGGUGGCUGGCCGGACGCGCCGACCCCCUCGUCAGUGACUUCACCCACAGAAGGACCCGGAAGCGUCCACUCCGACACCUCCAACUGAUCGUGUGCCCCCUGAUUCCCACCUCCACUCCCCUCCCAGUUGUAUCUCUCAAAGCUGAGACUUUAAUUCAUCUCACAGAACCAGGACAUGAUGUGAGGCAGCGGGAUGCAGUUGGGGGUCUAGAGAGGAUGCUUCCAGCGUCGCUGACAAAAACACUCUUUCCUAUCUGGACCACCGCCGCAGCCUGUGGAGGAACCUAUGUCCUCACUCCACAGUUUGUACAGUUUCCACUUGAUGUCAAUGUUGCCUCUUUGUAUUUCCUCUUGACAUCAUGAAAUCACAGUCCACUACCCCCCACCUCACAGACACACACACCCUCGCCCCCCCCCUUAAAGAAAACGUUUUCACUACCUCCAUCUGAAACAUCACAUGAUAAAAGCUUUGGUUCUUCACAGAUGUUAUGAUGACCUCACGCCACACAGCCAAUAUCCGGUUGUUUUUAUUUAUCAUCAGUGCCAAAGUUAGUCACUGGGGUGGAUUUUCGAUCAUGAAUUUAUCUUGUGUUAUCUUGAAGCAAACAUCUGUAUUAUGUUAAUUCAUCCAUUUUCAGUAUUUAACCCAGUAACGGAACAAAAACCAGUGAAAAUUUGAAUGAGAGAAAAUGUUCUGCAGCAGUGGUUACAUCAGGAUGAAUUAAAGCACAAACGACCAAAUUCUAGAGGAGUUCUGUAAAUGAUGGACAGAAAACAGUUUAACUGUACGAGUCAUACUGUAAUCUGUUGUGUGUGCAUCACUAGAACCAAAUACUGCUGGUAACCAAAUCUGCGUGUCAGGAUGUAACACACUGCAGGAUCUGUGUUGUUCACAUACCAAAUAUGUUCUUGUCAAAAUUCCUAAGAACACGAUGAAACAUCUGAGCGACAGAAAUCAUUUUUGCACCUGCAACACCUCUACGGGCAAAAAAAUAAUAAUAAGGAUUUUCAGUGUCAACAAACCCCACUGCAGCCUCGGUAUUUCACUGGGCAGCAACUGUUGGAGACACAACGUUGAGAGAAAUUAGGCAAAUUUUCCUUUUGGAGUCAGAAUGAGUUGGUACUCAGAUGAUUUUACUCCACCAGUUUUCUAUCCGGCCAAAUCGUGGGGGACAUGCACUUUAUUAAUUACACCUGUUUAAUUAUUUUUAAACCCAAAAAGUUAAACAGCAGCUGAAAUAACCACUGGUUCCUACCGAGGUCCACAGAACAGCAUCUCUGAACCACAAUUCAAUUCGGUUUUUUUGUUAGGAGCCAAAUCAACAACAAGAGUCGUCUCAAGGCGCGUCGCAAAGUCAGCAUUCCAAUACGGGUCAGUUCAUUAAGCCAUUCAGUAAACGUUUCCUGUAUAAGGAACCCAGCAGACUGCAUCGAGUCACCGGCUGGCGUUGAAGCUUGAAGCAGAUGGACUCCAGCAGCAGAAGACCACGCCAGGUGUCUCUCCUGUCAGCUAAGAACAGGAACCUGAGGCUACAACUCACACAGGAUCACCAGAGCUGGACCAGAAGAAACUGGAAAAUGUUUCCUGGUCUGAGUCUGGAUCUCAGCUGCAACAUUCAGAUGGUCGGGUCAGAAUCUGGUGUCACCAACAUGAAAGCACGGAUCCAUCCUGCCUUGUAUCGAUGCUUCAGGCUGCUGCUGGUGGUGUAAUGGUGUGGGGGAGAUGUUCUGGUCCCACUUUGGACCCCUUAGUACCACCUGAGCCUGGUUUAAACACCACAGCCUACCUGAGUGUUGUUGCUGACCGUGUCCAUCCCUUUAUGACCACAUGGACCCAUCUUCUGAUGGCUACUUCCAACAGGAUAAAGCACCAUGUCACAAAGCUCAGAUCAUCUCUAACUGGACUCCAACCACCCCCACAGUCCACAGAUCUUCAACCAGUCCAGAACCUUUGGGAUGUGGUGGAACGGAGGAUUCCCAUCAUGGAUGUCAUUGUGAACCAGAACCUCUGAGGGACAUUUGCAUCUCCUUGUUGAAUCGAUGACACCAAGAAUCAUCCAUCCAUUCAUUUUCUAAACCUGCUUAUCCACGCAGGUUUGCAGGGGGCGCUGGUGCCCAUCUCCAGCAGUCAAACAGACAGGGUACACUCUGAACAGGUUGCCAUUCCAUCGCAGGGCACAGUUGUUUGACCAUCAUGUAAACUUUCUUUUUUCAAUUUUGUCACAAAGUAUCCUAAUAUUGUCUUUUUUUUCCUGACUAACUUUAAUUUUAUUCACAACUUGUUUGCUCAGUUGUCUCACAUCCAGCACACUUCUGACUCACAAAGACUAGUCCACACGUAGCCGUUUUUUUUUUUUAACGAAUAUCCGCCCCUCCAAAAACUUGCAUCCACACCAACUCGUUUAAAAAAGAAAACACUGUCCACACGUACCCGGAUAAAUACGUUGUUAAGGACAUGCCAGACCUGUAGGCGGCAGUACUUCCCCCGUUCUUAACCUCGUCCUUCGUCUGUGGUCUUCCGCAAGGAGCAGUAAUUCCGCUUGCAAAAACAAACAAGCAAAAAGCGCUUGGACAAUUGAUAAAGCGAGCGCAGCUCUGAGGGCAUCCAUGCUGUCGGCUAGUGUAAACACAGGUCGCACACGUGAUGUCAGCAUUUUUUGUCGCGGAAAGUGACGUUGCGGAUCUUAAAACUCCGGUUUUGUCCGUCCACACGCAGACACCCAAAACGGAGAAAACGCAGAUCUUCACUUUGGCCGGAGUUUUUAAAAAAGAUCAGUUUUCGUGUGAAAAAACUCCGUUUUCGUGUGGAUGACGGGCCAAAACGUAGAAAAAUAUCUACGUUUUGGCAGAUCCCCGGCUACGUGUGGACAGGGCCUAAAUACAAGAGUUCCAGAUGCUCAAGAGAACCGUUGUCAUGCAAAGUUUUCUAAACCAAAAAUUCCAUAUUCCAUGGCAGCAGGACCCGCAGACUCGAGGAAAUUAAGAAGAAUCAAAAAAUUAAAGCUCCCACAAGUCGUCACCGACAGUCGCCGCCCAGUCCGUUACUGGCCUUAGAUAAACUUGUCUGAUUCCUGAUACCAUCACAGACAACGUUUCAUAUACAUGUUUGUUUUUCCACGAGUUCUUGACGUGACACUUUAUUCAUGAACACAAAUCAAUCCAAAAUGUGAAUGUGUGUUUUGAGCUGUUGUUGUUUGUACAGAACAGAUGGAUUUAAUUACAGUAGUCCACAUCAGGUAGAGGGAUCCUUUGAUACCAAAAAUGGCAACACUUUCUUACACUGGGAUCAGCUUUUUUUAAAAGUUUACCUCUGAGUACUUUUAAUUUAUUCUGUAUUCUUAACCAAGAAGAAGUUUGAAUACAGAAAAGUUUAUAUAAGUCUCAGUGGAAGUGAGUAGUCCUAAUCCAGCAGGUGUUUGGACAAACUUUAAUGUCCAUUUUUGUGAAUAAUUCAUCUUUAUCUACUUUUGUUUUAUAUGAUUUGGAAAUGUUCUGCAGUCAUUUUACCAGAGUUAGACUAAGAAUGAUUUAUAUUCCAGCUGUAGAUAAGCAUCCUUGCCUUUGUUUAGCAUCUUUGCAUUUGGACCAUCGCUCUUUUUUCAAAAAUGAUCCUUACUUUGUGCUUGGAUGGUGAUCACGUUAGCUGCUGUCCUAAGGAUGGUGUCAAACGGUGCCCUCUGACCUUGUUUUUAGCUGGUCUGAACCUUCAUAGGGAGGGAAUACAUUUAAUUUCUGAGUCAAAAUGGUCGUAUAACGGAUGAAAAACCACAGGUCUGUGUUUUUUCCUUUGCACCAGAUGUCCGUGUGUUUGUAUUUAUUACACGUGUAUGAAAUUGUGGGUUUCAGAGCCACGGCGUCGGUGUGACAACACCAAACGGACUCAUUGGGAUGACGAUUCACCUGCUCAGUGUUUCAGAUAUGACUCACAGAAGCCGCCUCAUCUGCAGAACUCACUGGACAGAACUGACGGCGGCGCCUAUGCAAGGCAAACACGAGGGUUUUUUUUUUUGUUGUUCCUUUUGCUCUUCUCAACAAACUGCUCAACUCUCACAUUUGCCUGUCAGAUAUUACUGAAGCUUCAUGUAAUGAUGCUUUUUAAUUUUGAGUAUAAAAGGAAAUGGAACGGAAACAACUGUUUGUAAAACAUGAGGUGUUUAAUUUGUUGCAUGUCUUUUGGUUCUCCAAUAAAACAACGUACUGCAGUGUUUUGAAUGUUAACUUCUUUUUAUAAGGAAUUCAACGUGAAUCGAGGAGCCUUUUUUGACAGGUAUUAACUUUUAAAAUCUCUGCUUAUAUAGAAAGUGUAUCAAAUGGAAAACUAUUGUCUUUUUAAUCACAAAUCAAACCCUGUUUUUUUUUUUCUUUAUUUUGUGGAGAAAAUAGCUGGAUGGAGUAGUUUUUAUGGUCUCUUCAUUUGUGUUGCCGAAACGCGUCCCAAAUAAAAGCUUUCUUUUGUUGCA